This is a messenger RNA of Porites evermanni, 10691 nucleotides long. Lineage: Eukaryota; Metazoa; Cnidaria; Anthozoa; Scleractinia; Poritidae. The record is from the annotation of a GenBank genome assembly.
CUUCUUGAGGCUUCAAAAUGUCAGGAACACCUCUUAUAGUGCUAAGUACGUAGCAUUUUCUGUUAGUGUGCUUUGUGAUGUGCUGAAAACUAAACGCUUACCUUUUUUGUAGAUCAAAACACAAGACGAGAAUCUGGUCGAAAAGUACAACUUGGAAAUGUCGAGGCAGCAAAGGUAUAACGUACCCUUACUAUUUUAUUGUGAUAUUUAAAAACACUUGUAACACGAGAGAACAAAACUGCUUUUAUGGCACUUGAUUUUGUGACAGCGACGCCGUAAAGUACAGUUUAUUAAUCUGCUGGCUGUUUGUCUUCACAGACUGGUGUGUUGUUUAAACCACGCAAUGUACGCUCUGCUCUUGAUAAUUCAGUGACAGCUUCUUAUUUUAUUUUAGACUAUUGCAGACAUUAUUAGAACAUGUUUAGGACCCAAAGCCAUGCUGAAGGUUAGUACAGCUGUAAGAUAAGAUAUGAGAGACACCUAAUUGACUGCCCAGACUCCAUGAGAGUCGUUUGAAUUUUGAUUUUAAAAGAGAAUGGCAAAAUCUGCCUAACUUUUACCUUUUGAAAUGAUUAAUAAAUCACAGUGUUCUUUAUCAGUUAUUUUACUUGGGUAGCCCCAGGGCCCCUUUUAUAAGGGCCAGUAAGGAGAAAAGUAUAAAGGGAGUCAUUAAACUGUGUUUGCGGAAUUCUCAAAGCUUGUUGUAAAAUCAACAUGUACAACAUAGGUACUGAUUGUAGUUGUAUUCUUGGUGGGGUGGUCAGGGGCACUUUAACUAAUAUGCAUGGUAUGUGACCACAAAGGCCCUGGUGUUGUGUUUAUCUGAUGUCCCAGCUGUAAUCUUCCACAGCUUUGUUUGAAAACAUGGAGCCAGCGUAAUUCAGGUAUAAAUGUAUUGUGUCAAAUGCAAGCCUCUUUUAUUCGCUGUGCCUGCUGGAAAUCUAUUUAACAAGCAAAAUGAAAGUAGAACUCAGUGUUGGUAAGACACAAGUGAAUGCACAGUCUAUAACUCCAUUUAAGUCAAGUUAAUUCAGGUUACAUUACAGUUUCUUAUAUUUUAUAUGUUUUCAAGCAUGUGGUGUUGCUUGGUGUCUGAGAGCUUCAAUAAUUUUUUGAUUCCCUGUUGCAUCUCAGUGACCUUUGGUCACCGAGCACCAAUUGAAUAACCAACUGAUGAAUAAGAAGGUUUCAUGUGACUGUACAUUUCAUGUUGAACAUUGUUACACAUGAUCUUUACCCACAAAUACAGCCGUCUCUCCUUAGUUGAUCCUCACCAUUCGCAAGGCUACUUGCGUUAAAGUAAUUGUGAAUAAAAUUGUUGAAUUCAAUAACAGUCUUGUUUACUGUGUUGUUCAAUUUAAUUUCCUCAUUCAUGAUCCGCCAUGAUUCCCUCUGUUGAUACUGGACAUAUUAUAGAAGGCUUUCUUAUUCACAUACAUGUAUUAUGAAAGUGGAUCUCAACAUCAAUCACACCUCUGAGGUAAAAGCGCGUGUCACCCGCACUUCCUAACCCUUGGUUACUGCUAGUUUAUUGUUUGCCCCACUGUAGUCAUUUAUCGGUGGUAAUGACAUUCUGACUUUGUCAAUUUGCUGUGCCACAUUGUUGCUAGUGAUUAGAACUUUACAAUCACUGGCAACAAUAUUAGCACCAAGGUCCAGCACAGCAAACUGACAACAUUGCCUGAUGAAGAACAGUAUCACAUGGUCAGAAUGUGGCAGUCAAUACAGAGUGACUAUUGUGAGAAACUGAUAAUAAUGAUAUUUCACCCUAACAUACACAACUUAUGCACAUACAGCGACAUAUUGUCUUUCAUUACAUGCAUAUCAACAUGCAACAUGUAGCAGUUCAAGACUAUUAACGAUGAUGGCAUGGUUGGCAUUAUAAAGAAAAAGAGUUUCUUUUUGUUUUGUUCAAACCAGAUGUUAAUGGAUCCAAUGGGAGGAAUUGUUAUGACAAAUGAUGGAAAUGCAAUUUUGCGUGAGGUUAGGAAUUCCUUGAUUUUCUGUGCAAUUUAAUCAUCCAAUUUGUAUUUAUUAGUUGUGAAAACUGGCUCCUUGAUACUGUGAAUUGGCCUUUGUUUCCCAAGUGACCUUCAAUUAGCAGUUGAGGUCACGUACAUUUACAGUAAAACCCCUUUUAUACAUCACUGAGGGCUUCCAGCAUUUAGGAGGAGGGAGGCUUAUUGUCUUGGUUUAUAAUAUUCUUAAAACCAUGGGAUUUCAGUCAUUUUCUGAUAGCAGAUUUGGUUAAUGUGUUCAAUGCUUUUGUUUAGAUUCAAGUGCAACACCCAGCUGCUAAAUCAAUGAUUGAAAUUAGUAGAACCCAGGAUGAGGAAGUUGGUGAUGGAACUACAUCAGUUAUUAUUCUUGGUAAAUUAUGUUUGGAUAUUAACAGUUGUAGGGCAUGUGUAUGUACAUGUGUAAAUUUGUGAAGAAGGAACUUGUAGGAGAAACCAUAACAAAGAGAGAAUUGGAAAAAUAUUGGUCUAUUUUUCUAUGAACCUGACACCAUUUUCAUUCUGGUCAUGUUAGUGUGCCACAAGUACAGACACAGUUCAGUCACGUGAUCUAGGCUUUCAGUUAAAGACAGACCCUGGCUGCUGUGGUAGCUUGUAAACCACAAAUCCGUCAUGCCGUUAUGGGGGCUGUUUUCUGCAAUCAAUGUUUUCUCUUACUAAAUUUGGUACUAAUCUGAAUAGAUGAAGAAGAGAGAAAUUUUAUUAUAUGCUAUAUUUUGCCCGAUGCUCUUAAUUCAGCUUUGAGAACCUUGCUGUUAAGUUCAUAGUUCAAUGUAAAUAGCACAUUUCUGUUUUCAUCACUUCUUAUAUACUGUUAUUUUUUUAAUUGUUGUGGUAAAAUUAUUUCAGCUGGUGAAAUGAUGUCUGUUGCACAGCCAUUCCUUGAAGAUCAAAUGCACCCAACAGUUAUAAUAGGUGCUUAUAGGCAAGCCAUGGAUGAUAUGCUGGAAAUACUAAGAGAUCAAAUUAGUGUUCCAGUUGAUGUGGAUAACAGGGAGGAAAUGUUGAAGAUAGUACGCAGCUCUGUUGGUACAAAGUUUGUCCAUAAAUGGUAAGUGUUUGAAUGUAUGUGAUGAUCAUGUGUUGAUGGGCUGUACUCAAACUAGUACCCAGUAAAAAAUAUUAUUAUUGUUUUUUGUCUCCCAACAUAAGCUUUGGGAGGGAAAGAAAAGUUGACCUUGUGACCAGACUAUAAGUCAUCUUUUUUACUGAGGAAAUGUACACACACUAACAACGACCAUGUGACUUCUGUGAUUAAAAGGAAAGUAUCCAAUCUUCCUUGUAUAAAUAGGUUUGUAAAAUAAAAAUAUAUAGGUGUAGAUGUAUGUUUUUCAAAAAAAAAUUUUGAUCAUGUAUUCUUACAUACAUGUAUGUGCAUUGUUACUUAUAAUAAUAUUUGGUCACUAUAAAAGCCUCUUUUCUCUAGGAAUUUCAAAGGUAAAGGAUUUUGUGAGAGAACAAUAAAACUACCUUUCCCACACAGAUUUUAUUGAAAAAUAUAAUUGUCAACUCCAACCUUUAAAAUAUUUUGGACUUGUAUCUUCCCUUAAACAAGUCUAUAAUAGCAGCAUCACACAAAACCCUACUCUUUCAAUCCCACAAGAUUCACUUCUUACCUUAUUCCUUAAGAACGCAAAAGGAACUAAGGUCGUCUACAAAAAAAUUGUCUGUAAAAAAAGGUCUGCCCCGGUGAGAAGUCAAGCAAAAUGGAACACUACGGUCUCCCAAGAGGGAUGUGUUGCUGAAUGGAACACAGCAUAUACCUUGGCAUUCAAGUGUACUUAAAGCACGACACUCAUUAAUUUUCAGUAUUGAUUUCUGCAUAGAAUACUUCCCACAAACUCAUUUCUGAAAAAGAUUGGUAUCAAGCAAGACCCAAACUGCUCCUGUUGCUGUACCACUGACGAAAAUCUCGCUCAUCUUUUCUGGCACUGUCCAAGCGUUCAAACUUUUGGGGAACUUUGACUGAAAAGCUUGCUGAUUUCCACUUUAUACCUGGAGACUACUCGAUGGAAAUUGCAGUUUUUUUUAGGCCUAAAGUCAGAUACCUCCAAAUUUUCUCUUCAGAUAAACUUCUUCUUUCUUUUAGCCAGACACUACAUCUGGGGUUGUGGAACCUGCAACAGGACCCCUCAGCUAAAAAUGUUUUUGUAUGUUUGUCUCAGCUAACUGCAAUAUUUUUAUUUAUUUUUUACUUUUUACUUAGGGGAGACCUUGCCUGUAACAUGGCAUUAGAUGCAGUGCAAACUGUUGUUAGAGAGCAAGGCGACAGAAAAGAGAUAGACAUAAAAAAUUAUGCAAAAGUUGAAAAGGUAAAUGGUAACUUUGACUCAUUGAUUCCUGGAAUGUUUAUGACGUUGCAGUUAAUUUUUUAUUUCACUUAAUCUUUAUUUUAAAUUCAUUAGCAUACAUUACCAUACCCAAAAACAAUGGAAAAAUAAAAAUUAACUACAACAUACGCAAUCAGCAUGAAAUUAACUACUGAUCCCAACUUGUGGGUAACAAAUUUAAGGUUCCUGGGGAUGACCUGGAAGAUUCUUUUGUUUUGUCUGGAGUAAUGGUCAACAAAGAUGUCACACAUCCAAGAAUGAGAAGGUAAUAAUCAUAAUAAUAAAAAUAAUAAUAAACUUUAUUUAAGUGUCAGGUACUUUAGCUAUGAAGCUAAUUGGGGACACUAUAAGAUGCUACAGGGUGUUGCAAAAGUUUGUUCCGAUUUUCUUUUUUUUGCUUAAACUUCAACGGUUACGAAAACUAGGUGUGUUAUUUGUUAUUCAUUUUAUAUUGAGGAUGGCCUCCUUUAUGUUUUUUAACAUUUUCUAAGCGGUGGGGUAUAGAAUGUGUGAGCUUCGUAAGCAUGUAAAGUCUUAGGUCACAUUUUUCUAGGCAAAGUUGAGUCGCCUUCUCAGCUUGUCCAGUGUUUUCCGGGCUAGAUCUUUGUAUGCUGUCUCGUCAGCGACACUCCAAAUUUCAGAUCAGGUGAGUUUGCUGUUGCAGUGGUUCUUUUGGUAUAAUGUUUGGCAAAUUCUUCUGACACCAUCUCUGAGCCGCUUCUGGAGUGUGUGCCGCUUCAUUGGCUUGAAGUCUUUUCACCCUUUGUUGGUCUGAAUAAUUAUCUCCGUACCAUUGUGCUCAAAAAUUAAUUUUGAUAUUGUGAAGUUUGUUUUUUAGCUAUAUCCCUCAUGUUAAAUUAUAAUUAUACUACUAAAUAGGUUUUUUGAUUGAAUUUCUCGAAAGUUCCUCAAAACAAACGGCUCUCCACUCCUUGGUUUGUCUUCUUAAGACUUUCUUUUUGACUACUUUGUUAACCCUUUGUUCAGUCUUGUUCAACGAUUUGGAAAUUUCUUUGACUUAAUGACCAGAUGACUGUAAAAAGCUGCCUGAGCUCUAGCACAAACAGUUUUGGGCUUUAUUUCCAUGAAAGAGGGGAGAAAAUAAAAAAAGGGCAAAAAUACAAAAUAAGAAAACCUACAAAUGGGCAGGAAAAAUAUGGCGGGAAAAAGCAGGCACGCAUACACAUUUGGUGCAAAAUUUCAAAAACACCAUUAUUUCUUCAAAUUUUAGUUUGAAAUCGCUUUGAACUGUUUUCUAGAUAAAUUUCUUAACUGAAUCAGUUUAAAUUUGCCUAUAGAAGCAUCAAAUGCUGUAUACUAAAUGCAAUUUUCAAUCAGAAUGAACUUUUGAAACAUCCUGUAUAGGUAAUUUUUUCAUGGCUGAAAAUUUGAUCUGCUUGUUAACAAAGUGUACUGUCUCCUUUUCUGAUAACCCUUUGGACACUCCUAACAGUGCCUAAAGUAAAAAUUCCCGUUUAAGAGAUGGUAGGGUCGAGGUUUAAGGAGGUCUAACCAGUCAAGACAUUAGAGGUGUUCAGAGGUAUGCCUUGAGCAGCCCUUACACUUCUUUCUAGCAAUAUCCCACUAUCCGUAACUUGACGGUUGCAUUGCAUAGCUGUGGCAUUUAUCAUUUCAUUUACAAAUAAAAUAUCAUAAAAAAACUGACAUGAGUAACAAAAUCAGUUGGUUUUGUUACCAAAACUUCAUUUCAUUUAACCUACCAUCUGACAAAAGUAAUAAAAUUUUUGUUGUUCCACCUAACCUUUAAAAACUAAAAGAAAGAUGUGCAACAAGCUCAUAAUUAAUUUUGUUUAUACCCAUUCUUUGUUGCUACCCUGGUAACCUCAGUCCAAGGGCCCCUCUUUCCCUUGGAAGGAGUUUGCUCCAGGGCAAGCCCUAGGAUUUCACUGUAAGGAUCAUUUGUGGUAUCGUGUCAUUACCAUGGUCUUAAAAUAACAAAACCAAAAAGUAACAUUUUCACAGUGAGGGAUCAACUUACAGAAAUUCAUUAUUUUCACCAGCAGAGCAGUUUUUUGGUUCUUUCUUGGCUUAAAAACAAAACUAAAAGGUUGUUCAGCAUCUAUCAGUUUUCUGUUUUCUGCUAUCUUUAGUCAUUUCAAAAGUGCAUUGAACAUUACUGGUUUAUGGCUUCCACUGCCAAGAAAAAAUAUAUUUUGGAGCCAUAUCUUGAUAACAUGUAGGAGGUGGGAUCCCAUAAAUUUUCACGGAACCAAAAACUUGUUACAGAUGGUUUCCCAUUAUCUCUGGGCAUGGAACUGACAAAUUGUUUUCCUUGGGAUUUGAAAUCUUAGGCUUGCAGGGUAUGUUUGCAUUAGACACAAGGCCUCAGUUAAAUUUGUAUGGUUUCAGAUGGAUUUCCCAUAAUCUGAACAUAUCAGUACAUGUACUUUGUAACUUAAUGUUAAAAAGAAAGAAGUAUUAUUAAAAGUGACCCGUUAUGUGUUUGUUUCUCUUCAUAGGAGAAUAGAAAAUCCUAGAAUAGUUCUUUUGGAUUGUUCCUUGGAAUACAAAAAGGGAGAAAGCCAGGUAAAUUGCCGUAUUAUGCUUUAAUCUGUGCUUCACUCUCAUGUUUGUUGCAAAAUGUUUGUUGCACACAUUUUGUAUCACAUCUGUUCUAGAAGGUUUGUAGUUACAUGGGUAUCCUUAGCUUAUGAUGAUCACCAAAAGGAUAUUUUUGCAUACAUGGGUAUAUGCCCAAGACGACUGUUAAGUCCUAUUGUACAUCAAGCACAGGUGUAUUGCAAAAAUUAAGUCACGAAAGACCUGCCACCAAUUGCCUGCGGUUUCCAAAACGGGUGAUUCAUGUAUUGGCUUUGCCAAUGGCAAGGGAGAUUCUUUUGUAGCACUCCUUACAUGUAUGUUCCAACUGGUGAUCUGUUUCUUGUAUUGACUUUUGUGCACAAGUGAGAUGCUUUAGUAAUUAUUUCACUAUUAUCCAACAAUGAAUGUUUUUAUUGCCUCACUCUUCUUUCCUUGUAUAACACAUUUCCUGGGUUCAUUUUUACUACACUGCUACAUUACGGUUUUUGAAGAAUGUUUAAUUUCAAUCACUUACCAUUUUUCAGACAAGCCUCGAAAUUUCACAAGAAGUGGACUUCAAGUAAGUAGUGAUUUUUUAGUACAAUGAAGGCCAAAAGAACUUGGGACUGUGUGAAGAAAAACCCUUCCAAGGACUCUGCUCCUAAUGACAAUUUUUUGAUCGGCUUUGGGCUCAUCCCGUCGUGGCCCCAUCCCCCCCCCCCCCCCCCAAUGUUGUGGCCCCCCAUGUUGUGCAAAAUUCAACUUUGUUUGGGGUGGGAGGGGAGGGGAGGUUUCUCUAUUUUUACUAAUAUCACUGGAAAGGUCCCAACACUUUUGACCUUCUUGUGUUUGUAGAGCAGUAACAAACAAAGAAGAAGAAAAGUAUUUUUAGAAUGUGAAGUAAUUGGCAUUCUGAAAAUUAAUUAUUGUCAAACAUUUAAGUAAGCUUUGAGUGUUGAAAUUCUUGUUGUACCAUUGGUUAAACCCUGUAUUGCUUCGUGUACAUUUAGAGUGAUUAAUUUUAUACAUCCAGAAACUCAUAAGGGGCUGAACAACCCCUUAUGAGUUUCUGAUACAUCUUAAUAUAAUGUUUCCUGUCAGAAUGUCAGUCAAAAAUGAUUUGUUACCAGUGAUAAUUUACAUCCAUUUGGGUUAGCAUCUUUCCUGCCAUGCCUAGAAACUAAGUUAGUUCUGUCAUUUUCAGUCGUGUUCUUCAGUUAGAAGAGGAGUAUAUUCAGCGAGUGUGCAGUGACAUCAUAGCAAUAAAACCUGACGUUGUGUUUACAGAGAAAGGGGUGUCAGGUAUGUAAAGUUCAACACCAGAUUAAAUCCAUUUCAGCAUUUGCCCUUCCCCUAAGGAAAUAAAUGAUACACUCUUUGAAGAGGUCACCUCACCAGAAAAAUUUGAACUGGUAGUCACAAUUUAUUUUCCCCUUUCCUGACAUUAUAGACCUAGCACAGCACUUCCUUGUAAAGAAUGGUAUAACAGCUAUACGCAGGAUUAGGAAGACUGAUAACAAUCGUAUCGCACGUGCCUGUGGAGCAACAAUUGUGAACAGAACUGAAGAACUGAAGGAAGAAGAUGUGGGAACACAAGCUGGAUUGUUUGAAAUAAAGAAGUUUGGAGAUGAGUAAGUGUGGGUUUAGUCAGUUGCAUUGCUCUUACCGGUGUCUGGAGUCAAUGUUCAAUAUUUUUUGUUGUCAGGUACUUCUGUUUUGUGACAGAAUGCAAGAAUCCCAAGGCGUGUACCAUCCUACUCAGGGGAGCCAGUAAGGAUAUCUUGAAUGAGGUAAUCAAAACUGUGCACAUUAUUUUAAGGGCUAAUAUUUUUACAAUAUAGUUAAAAUUAAAAGUGCAAGACUUGUGUGAUCUGAAGGGGGUGACCAUAACCUGAAAAAAAUUCUAGUGCAAAUAAAUCAUCCUCCUCGUAUAUAGCUACAUGGAAACUAAUAUGAAGACCAGUGAACCGGUGUACAUGUAACCUGAGCUACAGUAGUGUGCUGCUAUAAUGACCAUGGUUUGUUGUGUUAUGUUAGGUGGAACGUAACCUUCAUGAUGCUAUGAAUGUAGCAAGGAAUGUAAUGUUGGAUCCCAGGCUGGUGCCCGGUGGUGGAGCUGCAGAAAUGGCCCUUUCUCAUGUAAGUAACCUACAGUGGUCAUCAGUCGGCCUGACUGUGUUACGCUUAUGAUAUGCAAGCAGGCUAAUGCUUCAAGCUUUUGUCCUUGUCUUUUCCGCCAAAAAUGCAAAAAGCCGUACGGAGGUAAUCAUAGCUAGUAUUUAUCUAGCUACUCAUUUGCUUAAAAAUAGCACAGGGUUAUGGUAUAUACAGCUGUAUUAGUAUGUACGUGAUCUUUUCUGUUAGUGUAUUUCAACUAUCGUUGACUGUGAUGAGGUAUUUCUGUUUGCUUAUAUGUUGACUGACAGGUACUAACAGAAAAAGCUAAGUCGGUAGCGGGUGUUCAACAGUGGCCUUACAAAGCUGUUGCUAAAGCUCUAGAAGUCAUUCCACGCACUUUGAUCCAAAACUGUGGUGCUAACACGAUCAGGACUCUUACAGCUCUCAGGGUAAGCUGCUCAUCCUACUCAUCACUGCCGAUGUUUUUAGCAGCUUAUUGCUUUAGUAAUAAGUAAUAAAGAUAUUUAAACAGGGAGCUCACGUCAGACGUGGUUUUCAGUGGGACCCUGCAUCAAAUUAAUUACAAGUAUAAUAAUGCCUAAAUAUUGAAAGGUUAAAAACGUCUUUGGCUAUCGCUUUGUUGUAAUUUUUUUGGUGUUAAUGCCCCUCUCAGGGCUCAGGAAUCAAAAUGAGAUGUUGUCUAGCUUGAAAUUCUCACUUAAACUGGGUGAUGUUUUCGUCUAGCAGAUUAUUUGAAAAACAAUAUUUUUGACAUUUCUGUGAUAUUUUUGCAGGCAAAACACGCGGUUGAAGGUAACACAUCCUGGGGUAUCAACGGUGAGACUGGUGAAAUAACAGACAUGAAUGAACUUGGUGUGUGGGACACGUAUUCUGUCAAGGCGCAGACAUUCAAGACUGCUAUUGAGGUAGCGGCCCUUAGAUACACAUAGAUAAACAAUUGACGGAUAGCGUAGAGCAAACUCGUCCCCAUGGCUUUUCCCGCGCCGCUCCUUUAACGCGGGCGGGAAAACCUCUGGUGACGAGGUGUAGCGUAUUUUAAAAAAGCUUUUAAAAUUGGGAGAGAUUAAGUGAUUGAAGAAAAGUACGCUUUUUUAGCCGUAGCCUGCGAGUAAGUUCUCUGUUGCGCCCUCCUUUGUGUUAUUUGCGCAUACUGUGUUUCGGGUAUUUGAUUGAGUUGUCUUUUGUUAUUUCUUCAGACCGCCAUGCUUUUACUGCGUAUUGAUGACAUCGUAUCCGGAACAAAGAAAGCCAGCGGUAAAGAAGGAUCUCAGUCAGGAGCGGCUCCUACUACAGGGCCGCCGGCUGAUGACUAGACAUGUCCUGAACACACCCUACACCAACUUCGGACCUUACGCCAGCGCUUUUUCGAUGACUUUUCAAGCUUACACGAAGCUUGUUUCUGUCAAAAUAAGCAGACUGACUUGCAAAAAGCCAGAUCUUAGCAUUGAACGAUUUACAGGUUUAGUGUAUGUUUGUUUCCAACAUUUUAGGCUUGGAGUAGCACCCUACUUGGCUUUCUGCAAUGUGAAAAACUAAUGUACUGCUGUAUCUUUCAGAAUAUUCAAAUAACGGUUACUUUGGCGCAGCUCAGUCACAUGAUUUUGGCCUUGGGAAUAAAAUUAUGUGCCGAUAGAUUGUGAUCAAUUCAUAACUAAACACAUUA